ACCACAGACCCGGGAGCAGAAGACUGAAGAGACUGGGCAAGGGGGGCCUCCAGGAGCCCCCCAGCCCUAUUCCACCCCUCCAUCCCAGGGGCACAGAAAUUGUCUUCUUUUCCUGACCCCUAGAAGGAGAAAAAAAAAAAAAAUUGAAGGAAAGAUAAAAGGAGACGGAGGAAAGGCGGCAACUAGAUUAUUUAGGAGAGGCGCAGAGGAGAGAAAUCGGGGUGAGUCGCCAUGGGGACCCCCAGGGCCCAGCAUCGGCCGCCUCCCCAGCUGCUGUUCCUGAUUCUGCUGAGCAGUCCCUGGAUUCAGGGAUCUGAUCCAGACCCCACACUAGCCACCCCUCCAGCCGGCCAGACUCUUGCAGCACCCUACCUGCUGAGGGCCACUGAGCCAGGGACAGGGCCUCUGACGACAGCCGUGACCCCGAAGGGGGCCAGGGGAGCAGGCCCCACCGCGCCAGAGCUGCUGACCCCGCCCCCAGGAACUACUGCCCCACCCUUGCCCGGCCCCGCCUCCCCAGGCCCACCCCUCAGGCCUGAGGGAGGGGAGGAGGAGACCACCACAACCAUCAUCACCACAACAACUGUCACCACCACAGUGACCAGCCCAGUUCUGUGUAACAACAACAUCUCCGAGGGUGAAGGGUAUCUGGAGUCUCCAGAUUUGGGGAGCACCGCCAGCCGCACCUUGGGGCUCCUGGACUGCACUUACAGCAUCCACGUCUACCCUGGCUAUGGAAUUGAGAUCCAGGUGCAGAUGCUGAACCUGUCUCGGGAAGAGGAACUGUUGGUGCUGGCUGGCGGAGGCUCCCCAGGCCCGGCCCCCAGACUCCUGGCCAAUUCCUCCAUGUUGGGAGAAGGACAGGUCCUUCGGAGCCCAACCAACCGGCUGCUCCUGCACUUCCAGAGCCCGCGGGCCCCAAGAGGCAGUGGCUUCAGGAUCCACUAUCAGGCCUACCUCCUGAGCUGUGGCUUCCCUCCCCGGCCAGCCCAUGGGGACGUGAGUGUGACAGACCUGCACCCUGGAGGCACUGCCACCUUCCACUGUGACUCGGGCUACCAGCUGCAGGGUGAGGAGACCCUUGUCUGCCUCAAUGGCACCCGGCCAGCCUGGAGCAGUGAACCCCCUAGCUGCAUGGCAUCCUGUGGUGGCACCAUCCACAAUGCUACACUGGGCCGCAUUGUGUCCCCCGAGCCCGGGGGAGCAGCGGGGCCCAACCUUACCUGCCGCUGGGUCAUUGAAGCAGCCGAGGGACGCCGGCUGCACCUGCACUUCGAAAGAGUGUCGCUAGAUGAGGACAAUGACAGGCUGAUGGUGCGCUCGGGUGGUGGUCCCUUAUCCCCGGUGAUCUAUGACUCGGACAUGGAUGAUGUCCCAGAACGAGGUCUCAUCAGUGAUGCCCAAUCCCUCUAUGUGGAGCUGCUAUCAGAGACACCUGCCAACCCCUUGCUGCUGAGCCUCCGAUUUGAAGCCUUUGAGGAGGAUCGCUGCUUCGCUCCCUUCCUGGCACAUGGCAAUGUCACCACCACGGACCCUGAGUAUCGCCCAGGGGCGCUGGCCACCUUCUCAUGCCUCCCAGGAUAUGCCCUGGAGCCCCCCGGACCCCCCAAUGCCAUCGAAUGCAUAGAUUCCACAGAACCCCACUGGAAUGACACAGAGCCAGCUUGCAAGGCCAUGUGUGGAGGGGAGCUGUCCGAGCCCGCUGGUGUGGUCCUCUCUCCCGACUGGCCCCAGAGCUAUAGCCCCGGCCAGGACUGCGUGUGGGGCCUGCAUGUCCAGGAAGAGAAGCGCAUCUUGCUCCAAGUUGAGAUCCUGAAUGUGCGUGAAGGGGACAUGCUGACGCUAUUUGACGGGGACGGUCCCAGUGCCCGAGUCCUGGCCCAACUGCGGGGACCUCAGCCGCGCCGUCGCCUCCUCUCCUCCGGGCCCGACCUCACGCUGCAGUUCCAGGCACCGCCCGGGCCCCCAAACCCAGGCCUGGGCCAGGGCUUCGUGCUGCACUUCAAAGAGGUCCCGAGGAACGACACAUGCCCGGAGCUGCCACCUCCAGAGUGGGGCUGGAGGACGGCGUCCCAUGGGGAUCUGAUCCGGGGCACGGUGCUCACUUACCAGUGCGAGCCUGGCUAUGAGCUGCUCGGGUCCGACAUUCUCACCUGCCAGUGGGACCUGUCCUGGAGCGCCGCGCCGCCCGCCUGCCAAAAGAUCAUGACUUGUGCCGACCCUGGUGAGAUCACCAACGGGCACCGCACCGCCUCAGACGCUGGCUUCCCUGUUGGCUCCCAUGUCCAGUACCGCUGUCUGCCGGGGUACAGCCUGGAGGGGGCGGCGGUACUCACGUGCUACAGCCGGGACACGGGCACGCCCAAGUGGAGCGACCGGGUCCCCAAGUGCGCCUUGAAGUAUGAGCCAUGCCUGAACCCCGGAGUUCCAGAGAAUGGCUACCAGACCUUAUACAAGCAUCACUACCAGGCGGGUGAAUCCCUGCGCUUCUUCUGCUACGAGGGCUUUGAGCUCAUCGGCGAGGUCACCAUCACCUGUGUGCCUGGCCACCCCUCACAGUGGACCAGCCAGCCCCCGCUCUGCAAAGUGGCCUAUGAGGAGCUCCUGGACAACCGAAAACUGGAAGUGACCCAGACCACAGACCCGUCACGGCAGCUGGAGGGUGGGAACCUUGCCUUAGCGAUCCUGCUGCCCCUAGGCUUGGUCAUCGUCCUCGGCAGUGGUGUUUACAUAUACUACACCAAGCUGCAGGGAAAAUCUCUCUUCAGCUUCUCGGGCUCCCACUCCUAUAGCCCCAUCACUGUGGAGUCGGACUUCAGCAACCCGUUGUAUGAAGCUGGGGAUACACGGGAAUAUGAAGUUUCCAUCUGAACCCCAAGAUAGAGGCUGCAGGACCCAGGACGUCCCUCCCCUCUUCAUUCUGGGCAGGGGGGAGUACAGCACCUGGUCUCUGGCUCCUGGCUCCUCUCCUUCCUGCUGUGUAAAUAGUCUCCCAGUCCCAUGAGGGCGCUCUGAUGGCCCUGGAGACCCUACAGUAAAUAAACCAGCAUCCUGCCGCCUAAAACCUCCUCUUCUCAGUUGCCAACAAGCGGCCUGCCCCCACCCUGCGUGCCCAUCACUGGCUUUUGGACCCUGGGAGGGGAACUCAGCUCCCCUGUAACUCCUGGGGCCCCUCCAGCCCAGGGCAUUCCACAAGGACUGCCCCACCACCUGACAGUACCAAAGUUCCCUCGAGCACAGAGGCUAUAUCACCCCCAGAUGCCCUGGCCCCAGGCCUGACUCCUGGGCCUGUUGGGUCAGAAGAUCAGGGAUGAAGGGGAAAGCUGGGACAAGCCACUGCCCCCUUCCUACGCUCUCCCCAACUCAUAAACUCCCCAUCUUUGCUUCUGGAUUUUUGUUUUUGAGCAAUAAACAGAAAAUCACCAUUGGUA
Molecule: messenger RNA, 3431 nt
Organism: Trichechus manatus latirostris (Florida manatee)
Lineage: Eukaryota; Metazoa; Chordata; Mammalia; Sirenia; Trichechidae
Gene: SEZ6L2
Product: seizure related 6 homolog like 2
Exons: 17
Coding region: 232-2871 (879 amino acids)
Biological process (GO): synapse maturation; regulation of protein kinase C signaling
Cellular component (GO): endoplasmic reticulum; neuronal cell body
Source: RefSeq, a predicted model, not a curated record